AUGUUCACCUGGCGUUUGAAACUGAUCCUUCUGCUGGCCCAGGCACUCUGCGGACAGGCGGGUUACAUUGGCGGCAUUCCAGCGGCGGGAUUAUUGGGCAACUAUGCGGGCGCCUUGAGCGGCGGCGAGGCAUUAUCCAAACUGGAUUUGGGUGACAGUCAUACGGAUCAUACGGAUCACGAGCAACUGGGCACCUUGGGUGACCAUCUAAGUGAGCACAGCUUUCCGGCGGAUUAUGGCAGCAGCGAUGGCGGCGAGGAAUAUGCCGAGGCGAGCGAACAUCAUGAACACCACUAUGAACCGGAGCUGGAGGAGCAUCAUCAUGAUGAACAGCCGGUGCCUGGCAUUGAUCAUGGCAAGGGUGCCUUCAGCUAUAGCACGCUGUACGAGUUCAAGGAUCGGGACGAGCAUGAACAGCAUCAGUUGGAGCAUCAGCUCGAGGAAGAGCAUGUGGAGCAACAGCUCGAGCUGGAGCAUCAAAUCCAUAUGCUGGACAACCAUCAUCAUCAGUUGGAUCUGCACUAA
This is a messenger RNA of Drosophila innubila, 525 nucleotides long. RefSeq names its product histidine-rich glycoprotein. The transcript has a single exon. Bases 1 to 525 code for a protein of 174 amino acids. Lineage: Eukaryota; Metazoa; Arthropoda; Insecta; Diptera; Drosophilidae. The record is from RefSeq and is a predicted model, not a curated record.